UGUGUGUCAUCAACUCAACUCAGUUUGCAGUCGGUGCAACAUCUCUGUCUCCGUUACCUCACCCUUCUUACACAAGAUUCACUUCCACUAGAUCCACCACAACUACACCCCUUCAUUUCAUUUCAGGUCUAUUCACCUCACACUCACAGAUCCCUUUCAAAGCCACCGAUUGGAUUUUGGGAAAUUAGGGUUUUGGGGGAGAAGAUGAAGGAACCUAAUCCUACUACAGAUCCAAUUGGUCAGAACUUGAUAAAGCUUAUAAGUAAUGUGUGUUUCUCUGUGUUUGUCUUUACUGUGCUUGUCAUUACUGUCAUUGCUAUUACCUACCAACCGCCUGAUCCCUGGGAGUCUUCCAGAGCCUUAACUCGGGUCUUUACCGAGGUCGAGAACGCCACUUUUCAAAUCGAUACAUCUGUGUUGAAAACCGGUGAAGAUGUUGGAAUGGCUAUGGUUAGCCCGGCUGCAGCUCCUUCCGAGGCCGAUGCUGAUGCGAGCGACACCCAAAACGACACGCAAAACAACGAGAUUGUGCAGAAACCGGAAGAGAGUUCGGAGAUCAAUUGUGAUGAGUCGAGAUUGGUGAAUUGUUCUGACCGAGGGGUGUUGAUGGCGAUUAAGAAGUUUAAUUUGAAGCGUUUUAAGUCGAUAGUGUUUCUCGAUUAUCAACUACCGGUAAACGGGUCGAAUGCGAACGAGUGUGAUGUGUCGUGGAGGUUCAGGAAUCGAAAAGAGAAAUCUUGGAGGAGGUAUCGAGAUUUCAGGAGGUUUAAAAUCGGAUAUACCGAUGAUUGUAACUACAAAGUGGUAGGUGCGAGAGGAUGGCAUUCGGGUGUCAAUGCGCGUCGUCCCAGGGCUAGAUUUAACGCGACUAGAACUGAACGGACGGUUAAGGUUUCUCCAUCUUACCGUGAUGAUGAUAUCAAUGACACAAUCCCGGUUUUGGGUUCGGAUCUUGCGUUUAGGAAUGGAAAAUAUUUGUAUUAUUCACGCGGAGGGGAUUACUGUAAGAAUAUGAAUCAUUAUAUCUGGAGCUUCUUGUGUGCUCUCGGGGAAGCACAGUAUCUAAACCGCACGUUCGUUAUGGAUUUAAGUGUUUGCUUGGCAUCGACGUAUACUUCGAGCAAGAAAGACGAAGAAGGAAAAGACUUCAGAUUUUAUUUCGAUUUCGAGCAUUUGAAAGAAUCUGCUUCGAUAGUGGAAGAAGACGAGUUCCUUAAAGAUUGGAAACGAUGGGAAAAGAAUCAUAAAAAGAAAAUCCCGGUGAGAAAGGUUCCGACUUAUAAAGUUACACCGAUGCAAUUAAAAAAAGAUAGAAGUACGAUUAUCUGGAGGCAGUUUGACACCCCCGAGCCGGAAAACUAUUGGUAUCGCGUAUGCGAAAGUAAAGCGGCAAAUUACAUUCGAAGGCCGUGGCACGCGCUUUACAAGUCAAAGAGACUUAUGAACAUAGUUUCCGAAAUUAGUGGUCAAAUGGAUUGGGAUUUUGACGCGGUUCAUGUGGUCCGAGGCGAAAAAGCGCAAAACAAAGAGUUGUGGCCGCAUCUUGACGACGAUACGUCUCCCGAUGCGUUGGUGGCGAAGCUUCAAAAUAUUAUUCAACCGUGGAGGAAUCUGUAUGUUGCUACCAACGAACCGUUUUAUAAUUACUUUGAUAGGUUAAGAUCGCAUUACAAGGUUCAUUUGCUUGAUGAUUAUAAGGAAUUAUGGGGAAAUACAAGUGAAUGGUACAAUGAGACGACUGUUUUAAAUGGUAAGCCUGUGGAGUUUGACGGAUAUAUGCGAGUUGCGGUCGACACUGAGGUGUUUUACCGGGCGAAGACGCAAGUUGAGACGUUUUAUAACUUGACUGCAGACUGCAAGGAUGGGAUAAAUACGUGUUGACCGGGUUCGUUACCGUUGUACUAUAUUUCAUUUGUUAAGUUGAAUAUGUUUUGAUGGCUUGUUAUAUUUAUAAUGAAUUUAGUUCUUUUUUCUGA
Molecule: messenger RNA, 1976 nt
Organism: Helianthus annuus (common sunflower)
Lineage: Eukaryota; Viridiplantae; Streptophyta; Magnoliopsida; Asterales; Asteraceae
Exons: 2
Coding region: 205-1881 (558 amino acids)
Cellular component (GO): Golgi apparatus
Source: RefSeq, a predicted model, not a curated record